CGCGCGCUAAAGUCCUCCCCCGGCCAGCGAACAGCUCGCGUACGGAAAAGCUCAGUUGUUGCCAGAGCUGCGAAAAAAAUAUCCCACAGACUGCGUAAAGAUGCCGUGUGGCAAGAAUUUCAGGAGGAGAAGGGACUCGUCCGAUGAGGAGGAGGAGGAUAACGAGACAGCAGAAGAAGUGAGAUCGAAAGUAGAAGAGGCAAAGGAGCUUCAGAGUUUGAGGAAGCGACAAAGCGGCGUCAGUAUAACUGCCCUAUUGGUUGGAGAGAAGCUCCCACCUGAAGCUGAAAUAGAUAACGAUCCAUUCAAACUGAAGACUGGGGGAGUUGUAGACAUGAAGAAAGUGAAAGACAGGAACAGAGACAUGACCGAAGAUGAGACGGACCUGAACCUGGGCACAUCGUUCUCAGCUGAGACUAACAGAAGAGAUGAAGAUGCAGACAUGAUGAAAUAUAUUGAGACUGAGCUAAAAAAGAAGAAAGGCUUGGUGGAGGCCGAGGAACAGAAAGUAAAGGUGAAAAAUGCAGAGGACCACCUGUACGAGCUGCCCGAGAGCAUCAGAGUCAACUCCGCCAAGAAGACAGAAGAGAUGUUGUCCAAUCAGAUGCUGAGCGGCAUUCCUGAAGUUGAUCUUGGCAUCGACGCAAAGAUAAAAAACAUCAUCCAGACAGAAGAAGCAAAAGCCAAACUUUUGGCAGAACAAAGGAACAAGAAGAAAGACCAAGGCACAUCAUUUGUUCCCACCAACAUUGCUGUAAAUUACGUCCAACACAACCGCUUUUACCACGAGGAUGUAAACGCACCACAGAGGCAUCACAGACACAAAGAAGAACCCAAAGCAAGACCGCUGCGGGUGGGAGACACAGAGAAACCUGGUCCAGAAGCUCCGUCACCACCCAACCACCGCAAACGUCCAAACAACGAGAAGGCCACAGACGACUACCACUACGAGAAGUUUAAGAAGAUGAAUCGAAGAUAUUAACACGGAAACAGUCAGCAUGGUGUCGUUGUCCUAGAAGCUGAGGCAUAAUGACAGACUUAGUUACCUAAACAAGUUAUGGCAGCAGUUGUUAUUGUAAAAAGGACAUGCAGUCUGUCUGUUGUAGAUGUGAUGCUUUGUUACAAUCCGACUGAUAAAAUCAGGCUUGUAAUGAAUUAUAACUGUGACCAACAACUCUCCCACACAAACUUUUCAAUUAUCAAAAUUCGACAGUUUCAACUUUCUAAAUAAAUAUAUAAAUAUUUUGUUGGAUAUAUUUUUGCUUAUUUAGCUCAUUGUAUAUACGCCGUAUACACAUUUUAGCGGCUACGAUGAUGAAGUCUUGAAAAACGGUGGGACAUUUCUAAUGGAAAAGACUCAGGAAAAUGUGGGUAAUCGACAUCACCUCAAUCUUUAACAUUACAACUGCAACUGUGUUUUCCUAACAUCAUGCGCUUGUCCUUCCAGUUCCAGUGAUUGUGAUGAACUAAAAGAUUGUCUGUUGUGGUGCCACUUUAGACUUUAAGACUACUUUUGUAUAUAUAUUAUGCAUUUUGCCGAUAUUCAAAACCAUUAUUGCUUGUAUUCAGGGGCGGCUAUCAGAUAUAAAUCAGAAUCUAAAGCUGAUCCUUUUAGCUGAGAUGCAGAAUUUCCUAUGUUGGUAUCUUCAGCUGCAGAGUGGAUUAUCCUUUACGCCACUACAGCCGUACAAUUUCUGCUUAGUUUGCUUCGUAUUCACCUUUAGCUGGACAUUUCUGUUAUGGCUCCUCUAUGGAUACAUUUGAUUAAAGGAAUAAAAACAAAAGCGUGUUCUUUAAUGUGAGCUGACCGGUUUAACAGGGCAGAAAGAAGUUGUACAAUAUAAAUCCAGAGAUAAACACAUGCAUAUAGGUUAAACAAAAAAAAAAAAAAAAAAA
Fundulus heteroclitus (mummichog) is the source of this 1896-nucleotide messenger RNA. It is a transcript of the gene c12h9orf78, whose product is annotated as chromosome 12 C9orf78 homolog. The transcript has 9 exons. The record is from RefSeq and is a predicted model, not a curated record. Lineage: Eukaryota; Metazoa; Chordata; Actinopteri; Cyprinodontiformes; Fundulidae. Bases 101 to 982 code for a protein of 293 amino acids. Gene Ontology annotation, cellular component: spliceosomal complex. Gene Ontology annotation, biological process: mRNA splicing, via spliceosome.